This is a messenger RNA of Scophthalmus maximus (turbot), 3915 nucleotides long. RefSeq names its product CTR9 homolog, Paf1/RNA polymerase II complex component (gene ctr9). Gene Ontology annotation, biological process: regulation of DNA-templated transcription. The record is from RefSeq and is a predicted model, not a curated record. Gene Ontology annotation, molecular function: RNA polymerase II complex binding. Gene Ontology annotation, cellular component: Cdc73/Paf1 complex. NCBI's taxonomy places the organism in Eukaryota, Metazoa, Chordata, Actinopteri, Pleuronectiformes, Scophthalmidae. The transcript has 23 exons. Bases 117 to 3629 code for a protein of 1170 amino acids.
UCUCGCUUUAUUUGUUUCCUAUCGGAAGCAUGAAGUAGCAACCAAUCAGACAACGGACAGGAGACAGUUUUGUUUUUUAAUAACUCUAACUUCUGGUGGAUUUGUCGUUGGCCAAGAUGUCUCGCGGCUCUAUUGAGAUCCCUUUGCGGGACACGGAUGAGGUUAUCGAGCUUGACUUCGACCAGCUGCCAGAAGGAGAUGAGGUCAUCAGUAUCCUGAAGCAGGAGCAUACACAGCUGCACAUAUGGAUCGCUUUGGCGCUGGAGUACUACAAGCAGGGCAAAACAGAGGAUUUUGUCAAGCUUUUGGAGGCAGCUCGUAUCGAUGGAAACCUCGACUACAGAGAUCAUGAGAAAGACCAGAUGACCUGCCUGGACACGUUGGCAGCUUAUUAUGUCCAGCAAGCACGCAAAGAGAAAAACAAAGAUGCCAAGAAAGAGCUCAUCACGCAGGCCACGCUGCUGUAUACUAUGGCAGACAAGAUCAUCAUGUAUGAUCAGAACCAUUUGUUGGGAAGAGCCUGUUUCUGCCUGCUGGAAGGAGACAAGAUGGACCAAGCUGAUGCUCAGUUCCACUUUGUCCUCAACCAGUCCACCAAUAACAUCCCUGCUUUGCUUGGUAAGGCUUGUAUCUCCUUCAAUAAAAAGGAUUACAGAGGAGCACUGGCAUACUACAAAAAGGCUCUACGUACAAACCCCGGCUGUCCAGCGGAGGUACGGCUGGGGAUGGGUCACUGUUUCGUCAAGCUCAGCAAACUGGAGAAGGCUCGUUUGGCUUUCGGUCGAGCCUUAGAGCUCAAUUCAAAGUGCGUGGGAGCUCUUGUUGGCUUGGCUGUGCUUGAGCUCAACAGCAAGGAGGCCGACUCCAUUAAGAACGGAGUGCAGCUCCUGUCGCGGGCCUACACCAUCGACCCCAGCAACCCCAUGGUGCUCAACCACCUUGCUAACCACUUCUUCUUCAAAAAGGAUUACAGCAAAGUGCAGCAUCUGGCCCUCCAUGCGUUCCAUAACACAGAAGUUGAAGCCAUGCAGGCUGAAAGUUGCUACCAGUUGGCUCGCUCGUUUCACGUGCAGGAGGAUUACGACCAAGCGUUUCAGUACUAUUACCAGGCCACUCAGUUUGCCUCGUCCACCUUUGUGUUGCCCUUCUUUGGGUUGGGACAGAUGUACGUGUAUCGAAGAGACAAAGAAAAUGCAGCACAGUGCUUUGAGAAGGUUUUAAAGGCCUACCCUAACAACUAUGAAACUAUGAAAAUCCUGGGGUCUCUCUAUGCAACAUCCGACGAUCAGGAAAAGAGAGACAUCGCCAAAGGUCACUUGAAGAAGGUAACGGAGCAGUACCCAGAUGAUGUGGAGGCGUGGAUCGAGCUUGCCCAGAUCUUGGAGCAGACUGACAUCCAAGGAGCACUGUCCGCUUACGGCACAGCCACACGCAUCCUGCAGGAGAAGGUGCAGGCCGAUGUUCCCCCUGAGAUCCUCAACAACCUGGGGGCUCUUCACUUCAGACUGGGCAACCUGGGAGAGGCCAAGAAAUAUUUUCUGGCAUCUCUGGAGCGGGCCAAGGCUGAGGGAGAGCAUGACGAGCAUUACUAUAAUGCCAUUUCUGUCACCACCUCCUACAACCUGGCCCGUCUGUAUGAGGCCAUGUGUGAAUUCCACGAAGCCGAGAAACUCUACAAAAACAUCCUCCGAGAGCAUCCUAACUAUGUGGACUGUUAUUUGCGUCUUGGGGCGAUGGCUCGUGACAAAGGAAACUUCUACGAAGCCUCUGACUGGUUCAAAGAAGCCCUGCAGAUUAAUCAGGAUCACCCAGACGCCUGGUCGCUGAUAGGAAACCUUCACUUGGCCAAGCAGGAGUGGGGACCAGGCCAGAAGAAGUUUGAGCGUAUUCUGAAGCAGCCGUCGACACAGAACGACACCUACUCCAUGCUGGCUCUGGGCAACGUGUGGCUGCAGACGCUGCACCAGCCAACCAGAGACCGGGAAAAGGAAAAGAGACACCAGGAUCGAGCCCUCGCGAUUUACAAACAAGUCCUGCGAAAUGAUGCCAAGAACCUCUACGCUGCCAAUGGAAUCGGUGCCGUCCUUGCCCACAAAGGCUACUUCAGAGAGGCCCGUGAUGUGUUUGCGCAGGUGAGGGAGGCCACCGCAGACAUCAGUGACGUUUGGCUCAACCUGGCUCACAUCUAUGUCGAACAGAAGCAGUACAUCAGCGCUGUGCAGAUGUAUGAGAACUGCCUGAAGAAGUUUUACAAAUAUCAGAACACUGAGGUGCUGCUGUACCUUGCGAGGGCACUCUUUAAAUGUGGAAAACUCCAAGAUUGCAAGCAGAUGCUACUGAAGGCCCGUCACGUGGCGCCCAGCGACACGGUGCUGAUGUUCAAUGUGGCCCUGGUGCUUCAGAGACUGGCCACUCUUGUGCUGAAAGAUGAGAAGAGCAACUUGAAAGCUGUGCUCAGUGCUGUCAAAGAGCUGGAGCUGGCUCACAGGUAUUUCAGCUACCUCAGCAAAGCCGGAGACAAGAUGAGGUUUGACCUCGCUCUUGCUGCGUCUGAGGCGAGGCAGUGCUCUGACCUGCUGAGUCAGGCUCAGUACCAUGUGGCUAGAGCCAGAAAGCAGGAUGAGGAGGAGAAGGAGCUUCGGGCCAAACAGGAGCAGGAGAGGGACCUGCUGCGCCAGCAGAUGAAGAAAGAACAGGAGGACAAGCGGAGCAGAGUGGCAGAGGAACAGAAGAAGCUCCUCGAGCAGAGAGCUUUGUAUGUGGAGAAGACCAAGAAUCUGCUUACCUUCGCAGAAGGCUCGAAGGAAAUGUCCAAAGACAAGAAGAAGGGAGGCGGCGGUGGAGGACGUCGUAAGAAAGGUGACAUUGAUGAGUUUGUCAACGACGACUCUGAUGAGGACCUGCCACUGAGGAAAAAGAAGAAGAGAAAGGGUGUAAGCGACAGCGAGCAGGAGGACGGGGAGGACGGGAAGAAGAAGAAGAGGAGGAGACCUGCUAAAACAGGCGGAGAUGACGACAGUGAUGAUGAGGAAGGAGGAUCAUCCCGACCCAAGAAGCAGCGUAAACCCAAAGAACGCAAGAGGAUCGAAAAGCACCAGCCAGAGCGUUUGCCACCAUCUCUCAAAGGAAAGAUCAAGUCUAAGGCGAUAAUCUCCUCCUCUGAGUCAUCCUCCGAUGAGGACGGACUGAAAAUAGCUGAAGAUAGACACCAACGGGACAGCGGUUCGGGAUCUGAUGAGGGAGGCCACAGGAAGCGCAUUGCAUCUGACAGUGAUUCGGAUGGAGGAAGGAACCACUCCGGCAGCGAGGCGGGCAGCCCCCGGCGCUCUGUGGGCAGCCCUCAGCGCUCUGUGGGCAGCCCUCAGCGCUCUGCGGGGUCUGAGGACGACGACUCUGGCAGCGACCGCCCAGUGAAGAAGAGAAGGGUGCAGCGGCAGUCCGACUCGGAGCAGUCAGAUAACGAGAGCAAGAGGAGUCAAUCGGGAUCAGACAACGAGUCCCGACGCGGUUCACCUGUUGCGGCGUCAGACCGAGGAUCAGAAGUGGGAUCGGACAACGAGGGCUCCCCACGCCGCUCCGACAACGGCUCUGAACCUGGAGGCUCUAACAACGACGACGACAGCGAUUAAAUCUCAAGACUUUUUCUACGUAAAAACUCUCCACAUCUGCAUAAUUUCCUAUUAGAAGCAGCGAUUUCUGGCGAUAAAUGUAGUAAUUAGCUUAGAAAAGUGAAUUUUUGGGGGGGGCACAGCAGCCCAUUUGUUAUGUUUUACUGUAAAUGUCUGUUCACAGAUUUUGAGUUUUGUGGGAGAUAAAUCAAGAUGUUUGAAGUGAACUAAAAGGUGUAAACAUAUAUUUUCUAUCUCAGCCCAGACACGUGCCAGCAGUGUCAAAUAAAGAGGACAAAGAAUUGUG